Exophiala viscosa is the source of this 2218-nucleotide messenger RNA. RefSeq names its product MoeA, N-terminal and linker domain-containing protein. Gene Ontology annotation, biological process: molybdenum incorporation into molybdenum-molybdopterin complex; Mo-molybdopterin cofactor biosynthetic process. The record is from RefSeq and is a predicted model, not a curated record. The coding region runs from base 490 to 2193 and encodes 567 amino acids. The transcript has a single exon. NCBI's taxonomy places the organism in Eukaryota, Fungi, Ascomycota, Eurotiomycetes, Chaetothyriales, Herpotrichiellaceae. Gene Ontology annotation, cellular component: cytoplasm. Gene Ontology annotation, molecular function: molybdopterin molybdotransferase activity.
ACCUGGAACGGACUUCUGAUGCAGCCAAUACUUACUUGAUGAUUGACAACCGUUUACGGCCCGGCUGGACGCUUUCAGCAUUCUGGUGACAAAUUAAGGAAUUUGGUCAGAAAGAGGAAAGUUCUGAUUGACAUCGCAGUAUUCCAAGCGUGAUGUCAAGAUGCGCUCAGCAAAUGCUUAACUCCAUAGAUGUGGGGAAGUCAGAGGUGACAGGCCAGCAGCAUUUCUACGGCACAGAUGCGCAAUUGGUGACAACCAGGAGAACUUUUGCGCCUGCCUUGCAUGAUAGAACGCAACAAGGUACAAGAUGCGCGCUGCCACUUGAACUUUGCGGCACCGGAGAUUCGCUUUCCGGGUUAGUUGUCGGCUCCCGGCAACGUUGAAUUGAAGCCUGGUGUGUUCUCUUGGAAAAUGUGUGAGUGAGGACAGAGGCGCGAGGUGUAUCUCAUCAUUUCGUGCGCGGCACAUGAAUGGGUACCACGACCAACCAUGCAUCGAGAGAUGGAAAGACCUCUUGUGGGCAAGAAUGGGUGUGGGAAGGUUGCGACAAAACUUACUCAGAGAUCUGGAUCCCAUGAUGCACCUAUCUCGUACUGCGACGCAAUCAGGCGAGAGACGAUCAUUGCCGAGCAACAUCGCUGUGGUGUAUCAUCCAAUGACCCGACUUUGCGAGAACAGGUGGUUCACAAUGGUCACGAUGCUGGAGAACUUCAUCCGAGAAGGCGAGCAACGGCUGGGCAAUAUACCGGGUCUGUGCAAACGGUAGCGCUAAUGGACGCUCUUGGAAAGCCUGCUGCACAUAGCAUCAAAGCAUCUCAUUCGACACCGAUCAACGACACAUCCGCCAUGGAUGGCUUCGCGGUCUGCUCGGCAUCUACCGUUGGUGCAUCUCCUGAGCAUCCUGGGACGUUGCGAGUCGUUGGUGUCGUAGCCGCAGGAGACAAAGCCGAGCCGGAACGAGACUUGGACCGUCGCGCAAAAGACUGGACCAACGAUGGCACCGAGAUCCCAGUGACAUGUGUGGAAAUCAUGACCGGCGCGAAAUUCCCUGAAAGAACAUACCCAGAGCUUGAUGCUGUGAUCAAGGUGGAAGAUGUUGUUAUAGUAGAGGACGGGCUGGGACCGGAAACGUCGUAUAUUGCUAUAUGCGCGCCGGUCCGGGCGGGUCAGAACAGGAGGUACGCAGGCAGUGAUAUUGCGGAGGGAGACCUCAUAGUCAAUGCAGGUGAGAGAAUUGAAUCAAAGCAUAUCAUGGCACUUGCCAGUCUUGGCCUUGGUCGCAUAGAAGUGGCCACAGAGCUGGAUGUGGUCGCGUCAGAUCUGGACCUCCACGCCCUGCAAGAAACUUGGAAGAUCGGGGUUCUUUCGACGGGUUCUGAAUUGGUCGACCUCAGGUCGGCACCAGAGAGCGCUGGUUUGGAAGUCCUCGAAGGAACUCUGCCAGACUCCAAUGGUCCGUACAUUUGUUCUGCAUUACGUGAAAUGGGCCCUUGCUACUCAGUGGAGCAUCUAGGAGUUGUCGAGGACACGGAGUGGGCAUUGGAACAAAGCAUCCGAACGGCCGUUCAAGAGCGAUGUGUCGACGUUCUGAUAACGACUGGAGGAGUGUCGAUGGGAAAAUUCGACUUUGUCAGACCUGUUGUGGAGAAGCGCUUGGGUGGUGCCGUCGUGUUCCAUGGAGUCAAAGUUCGACCUGGCCUACCAGUAUUCUUUGCUUGGCUUGACAUGGGCAGCAUCGACGCGGCCACUCAGAGACGCAAUCGUACCGCAUUGUUCGGGCUGCCUGGAAACCCUCUCGCUGCAGCCAUGGCACUCCGGUUUUUUGUGGUGCCAUAUCUCGCGAGUCUCCAUGGUACAGCGGUACCUAUCAGUCCCAGUCGUUGCAGUGCUUUCUUUGGGCCGGGUCGCACCAUGUCGAGCGGGCUUGCAAAUGGUGAACAGUGCUGUGACAAUCAAGGCCGAAGCAGGAGAAAGCCCGAGCAUCUGUGUGCCUUCUGGCUUGGGAAGCUGUGCUGUCAUGGAAAGGAACAGGCUCAGGCAGACUGCGUCGAAGUAUUGGAAGAUCAGUCGUCAUACAAAGUGGGCAAUCUGAUAGGCGCGAAUUGUUGGGUCGAGGUCCCAGAAGGUGUGAACGCGGUUGUGGAGGGUGACAGAGUGACUGUUCAUCCAUUUGUACACCCAGCAUGUUCAUGACGCCGGAGCUUGGAGGCCGCCACGG